Messenger RNA from Fulmarus glacialis (Northern fulmar), 1626 nucleotides. It is a transcript of the gene TTLL10, whose product is annotated as tubulin tyrosine ligase-like family, member 10. Lineage: Eukaryota; Metazoa; Chordata; Aves; Procellariiformes; Procellariidae. The record is from RefSeq and is a predicted model, not a curated record. The transcript is spliced from 11 exons. Gene Ontology annotation, biological process: protein modification process. Bases 1 to 1626 code for a protein of 541 amino acids.
AUGGCCUUUGUGCCAACCAAGAGGAAAAAGAACACCAAAUCCAUGAUGCAAGGAAGUAACCACCAGCAGGCUGGAUCCUUAUCAGCUGACAGAGUUACUUCUACCAACUCUGAAGUGGAGCUUGACAAAGCCAAGUCUAAUGAGAAUAGAACACAGGGUAAGGCAUGCCCUCAAGAAAAACAGCCAGAAGAAGAGAUACCAAAAGUACCAAUGGGACCAGGACCAUAUUUUUAUAUCAGUGGAUCUAAUGGAGCUGGGCUUGUGAGCAUCUAUUGCCAGAGCAGAGGCUGGCAGCGUAUCUAUGACAACAGAAGAGAGGAUUAUGCACUGAAAUGGUGUGAGAUCAAGUGCCGAGAGACCUAUUACCAUUUCAAAGAAGGUGAACAGCUUCUCUAUCAGAUUCCCAACAACGGAGUCCUCACCAGUAAGAUAGGGCUUCUAUGCUGCCUGAGAGAGCAAGAGCGGAUGAUGAAAAAAAUCAGUAGGAGCUCUAAUUCCAAGUUACUGAAGAUGGAAGAAUUCUUCCCAGAAUCUUUUCGGCUGGACUUAAAAGAUGAGAGAGAUGCCUUUUUUGAGCUUUGCAAAGAAGAACAGAUUUGGAUCUGCAAACCAAGUUGCUCUAACCAAGGUCGAGGAAUUUUCCUGCUUAAAAAUCCAGCUGCUGUCAACACCCUUCAAGCCAAGCUCCACAGCACUGAGGAAUACCUACUCAAUAAGAGGGUGCCAUACCAGGCUUCCCAGGCAAGAAUAGUGCAAAGGUAUAUUCACCAGCCUCUGCUCCUGGAAGGGAAGAAGUUUGAUGUCCGAUCUUACCUCCUCGUUGCCUGCACAGCACCCUACGUGUUGUUUUUUGCCCAGGGUUACGUCCGGUUGACCUGUGUCAAUUAUGAUGCCGCUUCCGAUGAUCUGACUGUUCAUCUGACCAACCAGUACAUGCAGAAGAAGAACUCCCUGUACAGCCAGCUGAAAGAUGAGACAGUUUGGCGGAUGGAGCACUUCAACAGCUACGUUAAUGAGAAGUUCAGAAAAACCAGCGGCCUCCCCAAAGACUGGGUUUUCACUGUGUUUACUAAAAGGAUGCAGCAGAUCAUGUUGCAGUGCUUCCUGGCAGCCAAGCACAAACUGGAUCGCAAACUGGGCUACUUUGAUCUCAUCGGCUGUGACUUUUUAAUUGAUGAAAACUUUAAGGUCUGGCUUCUGGAGAUGAAUGCAAACCCAGCAUUGCAUACCAACUGCAAAGUCUUGAGAGACAUCAUCCCAACUGUAGUCUACGAGAGUCUCGAUUUGGUUCUCGAGGUUUUCAAGAAGCGCCUCAAAGGCCAGAGUGUUUUGCCUUUAAAGGCGCUCUGCCACUUCGUGCUUCUCUAUCACGAGGAUGCUGCAGACCCUGGCCAGAAACAACCCUCGAAGCUCAGAACCGGCCUGUGCACAGGGCGAUUUCUGCGGCCACAAACAGGCAGUACCAGCCACUUCGGUCAGAGCCCUGCCAAAGUGCUGGAGAACUCUUCCAAGAAACUUGGUCGCUCUAGAAAAAAGGUUGCCUUGUUGCCCAGAAAGAAUUAUCAACAAACUGUCCUAACUAUACCGCACGUGCAGCUCUUCGACCAUCAUGGAAAAAGCCUCUGA